AUGUCAGCACCAGUUUUAUCAUUAUUCUCGUUGAGCGGCAAGGUUGCCGUCGUGACAGGGGGGACGAGAGGAAUUGGACAGGCAAUGGCCAUUGCUCUCGCAGAGGCUGGAGCUGAUAUUGUUUUGAUCCAGAGAGACGAAUCCAACACAUCCACACGAGAUAAAAUCAACCUCAUUGGGCGAAAGGCUUGGAUCCAUGUGGCAGAACUGUCAAAUCGAGAAGCAGUGAAGGGCAUCAUCCCGGCCAUAACCAAACAAGGUUUGAAACCAGAAAUACUGCUUAACUGUGCUGGGAUCCAAAGGAGACAUCCAAGUGAGAAGUUCCCUGACGAGGAUUGGGACGAGGUGCUACAAGUUAACCUGACAUCUGUCUUUGCGUUGUGCCGGGAAUUCGGCGCCUACCUCCUGGCACGAGAUGCGUCUGAAUUCCCUUUCGGACGCCGUGGCUCCAUCAUCAAUGUGGCCUCUCUCCUCUCUUUCCAGGGGGGCAUCACGGUGCCAGCCUACGCAGCAUCCAAAGGAGGUGUAGCACAGCUAACAAAAGCGUUAUCCAAUGAGUGGAUUUCCAAGGGGAUCAAUGUCAAUGCGAUCGCGCCAGGGUAUAUUGACACAGACAUGAAUGUUGCUCUGAUAAAUGACUCCAACCGAAAUGCCGGCAUCCUGGCUAGAAUCCCAGCCGGGAGAUGGGGAAAACCAGAUGACUUCAAGGGGAUUGUUGUGUUCCUAGCCAGCCAGGCAAGCACCUACGUAUCGGGAGAAGUCAUUUGUGUGGAUGGAGGCUGGAUGGGACGGUGA
Molecule: messenger RNA, 795 nt
Organism: Monascus purpureus
Lineage: Eukaryota; Fungi; Ascomycota; Eurotiomycetes; Eurotiales; Aspergillaceae
Source: the annotation of a GenBank genome assembly